AUGCAAAGGCGCUUCCUUUCAUCGGUCUCCGCUUCCGCCGGCGGUACUAAAACCCUAAACCCUCGAAGAUGGAGUGUGAAGCAGGUGAAAAAAACCAACUUCAAAUCCACCCUCGAUGACAUUCGCACUUCAAUCGAUUCAUCGGACUUCAUAGCUCUCUCGCUACAAAACACCGGCUCCUACGCCGCCGCGUGGCACCGUGUCUCCGCCAUCGACACGCCGCAAACAAGCUACUUGAAGGCUAAAUACGCCGCCGAACGCUACCAGAUCUUCCAAUUCGCUCUCUGCCCCUUCUCCCUCCGCGGCUCCAAACUCACCGUUCACCCAUAUAACUUCCACUUGUUUCCUCGAGACGAAUUGAAGUUAGGGAUGCCUUCUUAUAGCUUCUCUUGUCAAGCUUCUCGUUUAACAGCCAUGGCUAGAGAAGGAUUUGAUUUCAACACCUGCAUCUAUGAAGGAAUCUCAUACUUAUCAAGAACACAAGAGUCUGCUUCAAAGUUUCUCUCAGGGAAUCCGAUUUUAGCUGACCCCAUCGUCGAUGUACCUUCUUCUCCAUCCACCGUAGCUGACACAGUCUUCGUGGGAAGGAUCAGGUCACGCGUCAAGAACUGGAGACAAUCUUGCUUAGACUCGAGCUCAAAGACAGGAGGAGAUGAUGAUUUGGUGAGUUCUCUGAGGAAAUUGGUGUUGGGGAGUGAACAGUAUGGUUCGAGGCUAUGCUUGACUAUUGAUGUUUGCAGUGAGCGUCAAGCACAGCUUAUUGUAGAGAUGUUGACUGAGUUCUCUGACGAUGUUGUUCCUCUACUCGUUGCUUCAAAGAGCAGAGGAACACAAGCGGUUCGUGCUGUCUUCAUGAGUUCGAAAGAGGAUAAGGAUCUUUUUAAGAGAGAGCUUCGAGAUCUUGAAACCGAAGAAAACAGGCGAGUUCGUGGCUUCCGAGAAGUAGUUGAUUUGAUUUCUUCUUCACAGAAACCUCUCGUUUCACAGAAUUAUCUUAGCGAUUUUACUUCCAUUCAUGCUAAAUUCUUGGGUCCUCUACCUUCAGAUGUGGAUGAAUUCAGCAGCUCACUGAGCUCAGCUUUUCCUAAUGUUGUGGAUCUCAGUCAGUUCAUGAAAGAGAUUAGUCCUUUGAGUAAUAUAAGUAAUCUUCCUGCAGCUAUGUCCUCCUUGAAUCGGUUCUUUGCUCCUGUAGACGUGGAAGUGGCAAAUCAAGGAUGUCCGGUGAAACUAGACGAGGGACAUCAGAUGCAUGGACAAAACGCUGUGAUGAUAUCUCAGCUUUUUGCCAAACUAUGCACCAUAAAGAAAUCAGAUCAGUCCUCUGUUCAAUCAAAUGAAGAUUUACAAGCUUUGGUUUCUGAUGAAGAUGUUAAAGUCUGGUCAAAGAACAGCAGAAGAGUAAGCUCUGAGAACUUGGUGUUCGUGUGGGGAUUGGGGAAGAAGAUGACAGCUGCAAUGCUAAAGAAUGCUCUACAAAAGUCGCACGCGGUUUUUGCUAAAGAUUUUGAUGUGAAGUACUUAGACAGGAGCUGUGCAGUUGUGGUGUUUUGGGAGUCCGGUUCAUCGGAGACUUUCCUCGGUGCGGUUAACGAUGAAGAGAAACUCGGUGGUGGUGGUUCUUUAAGAGAGAUGGUUGCAGAAGGGCUAAGAGCGGCAGGUUAUGAGAGUUACAAGAGAGCGUGUAGGUUAGGUUUCUGGGAGGCUGACUUGGCGGAGUCUUUAGAGAAGACAUUGGAAUCUUCUGAUAGAGAUCUUGAUUUAGACACCAAACCAUCAGAGAUUGAUUGGUCAAGCGAGUUAGCUAUCAACUUUGAUGAGCUAUGA
Molecule: messenger RNA, 1824 nt
Organism: Microthlaspi erraticum
Lineage: Eukaryota; Viridiplantae; Streptophyta; Magnoliopsida; Brassicales; Brassicaceae
Source: the annotation of a GenBank genome assembly